AUGGCUUCCACUUCUGCUGCAUCUGAAUUUUACAACGUUGACAUUAAUGACACGCGGUUGUGUGUUUUAAAGCGAUAUCAGAAUUUAAGGAUAAUCGGGUCUGGUGCACAGGGUGUCGUAUGUGCUGCACAUGAUACGCUUCGUAAUGAGCAAGUCGCUAUUAAGAAACUAAGUCGUCCGUUCCAAAAUGUAACGCAUGCUAAACGAGCUUAUAGAGAGUUCAAGUUGAUGAAUCUUGUUAACCAUAAAAAUAUAAUUGGAUUGUUGAAUGCGUUUACACCUCAGAAAACACUUGAUGAAUUUUCUGAUUUGUAUAUAGUAAUGGAACUUAUGGAUGCUAAUUUAUGUCAAGUAAUACAAAUGGAUUUGGAUCAUGAAAGGAUGUCGUAUUUGUUGUAUCAAAUGUUGUGUGGCAUCAGACAUUUGCAUGCUGCGGGUAUCAUACACCGGGAUCUCAAACCGAGCAAUAUUGUUGUUAAAAGUGAUUGUAGUUUGAAAAUAUUGGAUUUUGGUUUAGCACGAAGCGCCGGUGAUUCAUUUAUGAUGACGCCAUAUGUUGUAACACGUUAUUAUCGUGCACCUGAAGUUAUAUUAGGAAUGGGAUACAAAGACAAUGCUAAAGAAUACGGUUUGCCCCCGGCAGACAUUGUUUUGGCACUAGUUGCAGUUGAUGUUUGGUCAACGGGCUGUAUAUUCGGCGAAAUGAUUCGUGGUAGUGUAUUGUUUCCGGGCAGUGAUCAUAUUGAUCAAUGGACCAAAAUUAUUGAACAGCUUGGUACUCCUUCACCGAUGUUUAUGCGUCGCUUGCAGUCAACUGUCCGAAAUUAUGUGGAAAAUCGUCCCCAUUUCCCUGGUUUUCCAUUCGAUAAGCUGUUCCCGGAUGAAUUAUUUCCAGCUAGCAGCAGUUCUGACUCACGACUUACUGUUGAUAUAUGGUCGAUUGGUUGCAUUUUUGGUGAACUCAUUCGUGGUCGAGUUCUUUUCCCUGGUACGGAUCAUAUUGAUCAGUGGUCAAAAAUUAUUGAGCAACUGGGAACACCUGGACGAGAUUUUAUGCAGAAGUUGCAAGCAACUGAACUCUCGCAGUUUGUAAUGACCGAAGCAGUAAAUGUUUGCGGUCGGAAAGAGAGCGAGGAAGAAGUCCCGAAAGUUCUUUUUUUUUAUGUUGCAAAUUUAUCAGCUGCGCAAGCACGUGAUUUGUUAUCUAAAAUGCUGGUGAUCGAUCCUGAAAAACGCAUAUCAGUGGAUGAGGCUCUAAAACAUCCCUAUGUUUAUGUAUGGUUCGACGAAGCUGAAGUGUAUGCUCCACCACCGGAACAAUACAAUCACAGUAUUGACUCGAGAGACCAUACAGUUGAACAGUGGAAAGAACUAAUAUUUCAAGAAAUCAUGCAUUACGAGCAAACACAUGACGAAUAUGGAAUGAAGAAAUCGUUGAAUUGUACAUCAGCUACGGCACCAUCAUCUUCAUCAUUUCAAAACAUUGAGCAUGGUGAUUGUUCAACAGCCGGAAGUACUCUGGUUACAAAUGGCUUGUGA
This is a messenger RNA of Acanthocheilonema viteae, 1539 nucleotides long. The record is from the annotation of a GenBank genome assembly. NCBI's taxonomy places the organism in Eukaryota, Metazoa, Nematoda, Chromadorea, Rhabditida, Onchocercidae.